Ornithodoros turicata is the source of this 14199-nucleotide messenger RNA. It is a transcript of the gene zfh2, whose product is annotated as zinc finger homeobox protein 4-like. Gene Ontology annotation, biological process: regulation of transcription by RNA polymerase II. Gene Ontology annotation, molecular function: DNA-binding transcription factor activity, RNA polymerase II-specific; RNA polymerase II cis-regulatory region sequence-specific DNA binding; zinc ion binding. The transcript is spliced from 8 exons. Lineage: Eukaryota; Metazoa; Arthropoda; Arachnida; Ixodida; Argasidae. Gene Ontology annotation, cellular component: nucleus. Bases 736 to 10578 code for a protein of 3280 amino acids. The record is from RefSeq and is a predicted model, not a curated record.
CCGUAUACAGGCGCAGCGUUAGCGACCCUCCGGCUUCCUCCCGCUGGAGCACGUGUGUACCGCCACGGACUGGCGUCGUGUCCUCCGACAGGGCUGCAGCGUGUCGCGGCGAUCGACGUGUUGUCGUCGCCUGCGUCAAGUCUCCAUCUGGUCUACAGACGCGUGCUACGAGCACGCUCGCCAACUUGUGCUACAACUGUGGCUACCCCGUUAUUCGGCAGCAGAGCGCCCUCUCGUGCUGUCCGCAGCCCAGCGUGAGUGAUUGUGCCGUUUGCGGGAGCCUAAUGUUGUGCAUCGGCGAGUCUUGAGUACAAGUCGUGACAUCUGCUUCCGUCAAGGAAGAACUAAUUUGGACUACCUUCGGUGUGUGGAAGGCUAACGUUACAUACGCUCGCAGGCUUGCAUGCAUAGGCAUCGUCGGAUGCGGUAGCCCACUUUUCUGUGUAGAAGAUCGACAGAUUUCUGGUCAGUGAUCGACCAACGACUGGACUACGGUGGACAGUGUGCCUUGUAAAACCUUGGGCUCUGACGGAUUAUCGAAGCAGCCUGGAUAUUGAAGAAGCUCUGGGGGCAUUUCUGUGUAGCUCCAGUAAUGCAGAGGCCUCAAAGACCACGUGGGUGCUUCUAACGCCCGCACAGCCCUUGAUGUACGUUUCAGCGCUUUUAUGAUGGUGCAGGAUCUUGAAGCCACCUCAACAUGCUAGAACUGCUCAGUCGCCAUGACGUAACUGAGCCAUGGAAGCCUCCCAGCGCAGCAUGGAUACGGGCCAGCAACCGCCUCUAGUGGACAUGACUCCCGAAGACUGCCCAACUUCCGCCGCAGAGCGCGGUGACAAGUCCGCCGACGGUGGCAGCCCUCCAAGCCAGCAAUUCAAAGACGACCCUGCCGAUGUCUCUGAUCAAAGCUCCUCACUGAGCGAUGUUGAGACAUUUACGGGCAAAAUCGUUUACAACCCCGACGGUUCCGCCUUCAUCAUCGAGACGGCAGCUGGUGGCGAUUCCGACGGGGUCAGUGAUGAAGACUGCAGCCUCGACCUACCUCACCAAGAAGGGAGCAUUGUGGAUGGUCCCGGAGUCUCACCGCCACCGGUCAUCCCGCAGGUUGUCAACGCGUUUCACAUUUCGCGAAACCCAGCUCUGUACAGUGCACUCUAUGGUCAAGCAUACAGCUUGCUACAGGAAAAGAAGAAAGUUCCUGAGGUUCCCGUCAUGCAUAGUUACCGUGUAUUCACCAUGAGAGACCAAAAAGAUCGAACGCGAAACGCCGCGGAGGAGGAGGAACACGAGGAAGAAGAAGGGAGUAGCAAAGAUAAGCAGAAGAGGACGUCUUGGAAUAAUAUCUUCAACAACAGCCUUCCUGUGCUGGAGCAUCCUUCUGUGCCCAUCAAGCCCAUUCUCAUGUGUUUCAUCUGUAAACUGUCCUUCGGGUUCACCAAGUCCUUUGUCGGUCAUGGUAUUGGGGAGCAUGCUAUUUCUCUCACCGAUGAAGAACGGCAUAUGCUGAACCAGAAGAACAUUUCAGCCAUCAUUCAGGGGGUGGGAAAGGACAAGGAGCCGUUGCUGUCCUUUCUCGAACCCCUACCCGCUCAGUUGGCCAACAGCGCCGGUGGCAAGUUUUUAGCCAAGAACCCUGCCACGAGCAGCUCAUCUUCCAGUUCCUUAGCGCCGGCAGAAGUUCCUGUCGGUGGCAACGCUUUUAGUGCCAGUACAAACGGCUCAGACAUGCAAACAGCGAUGAUAACGCAAAGUACCUGCGCAAGCCCCCAGGAGCAGGUUACUACUACACUACCCCCUUCAGAAGGCAGGCAAGAUGAAACCCUCGCGCCGGAGCUUGAAGACCUUGCUAAUAUUGAGAAGAUAGCGAAGGCAGCCGCCGCGGCCGCAGCAGUAGUGGAGAAUCCAACAUCAGUGUCGGAAUCCCUACCGCCUCAGCCACACAACGAUACAAUGUUGAGGACCUCACCCUCCUCAGCAGAGAGACCGACAAGCGCUGGCAGCUCAUCUCCCGGUGUCUCUCCCAAGCUUCUUCCAGGUCCCCAGGCUCCGUUCCUCAAUGCUGCCUGUCCUUCACCCGUCGUUGGAUGCCCGCAGCACCCAGACGGGAAAACGUGUGGGGUGGAGUGCCCAAAGUGUGACACUGUGCUAGGAUCUUCGCGAUCUUUAGGUGGCCAUAUGACAAUGAUGCACUCACGGAAUUCGUGUAAAACGCUCAAGUGUCCCAAGUGUAACUGGCACUACAAAUACCAAGAAACGCUAGAGAUUCACAUGAAAGAGAAACACCCCGAGAAUGAUCUCAACUGUAUCUAUUGUUUAACGAACCAACCCCACCCGCGCCUGGCGCGCGGCGAAACGUACACGUGCGGCUACAAGCCGUACCGCUGCGAGGUCUGCAAUUAUUCGACGACCACCAAGGGCAAUCUGAGCAUCCAUAUGCAGUCCGACAAGCACAUCAAUAACAUCCAGGAGCUCCAGAACGGCAAUUUGCAGGCCACUCCAGAGCAGCUCCUCCAGCAGCAGCAGCAGCAGCAACAACAACCUCAGGCUCCGAGCCUACCAGUGCCAGAGGCUGUCAAGAAGCCCGGGCCAGCGGCGAAACCUAAGGCAACGUGGCGGUGCGAUGUGUGCAACUACGAGACGAAUGUGGCUCGCAACCUGCGUAUACACAUGACAAGCGAGAAGCACACGCACAACAUGAUGGUCCUGCAACAGAACGUGAAGCACAUGCAACAGCUAAGCGCUCUGCAGCAGGCCCAGGCCCUCGAUCCGCUGUUCCAGUUUCACCCGGGCCUCUUGCUGCCCUGCGACAGCCAGUUGCAACCGGAGGCUGCGCUCGCGGACAUGGCUUACAACCAUGCCUUGCUCAUGAUGGCCUCGCAGCAUCACCAACAGCAGGCCCUAGCAGCGGCUGCGGCGGCCGGCGCUAAGGGCGCCCCGCUGGGCUCCCCUACCAUGGACAUGGAACAUCCGGACCCAACACUGAGCCUGGAUAUCCCAAUUGACGACACGUCGCAGCUCUUUCAAUGCUGUGUCUGCGGUUUGUUUUCAGUGGACUCGGUGGAGGCCCUUGGUGCCCACUUCCAGCAGGACCGUACGCGACAACGCGAAGACGAGGUUCUGAUGGCUGUGGCUGGCAGCUACGUCUGCAAACUGUGCACAUAUAAGACGAAUCUGAGGGCCAACUUCCAGCUCCACUGCAAAACGGACAAGCACCUGCAGAGGCUGCAGCACGUGAACCACAUCAAGGAAGGUGGCGCGCGGAAUGACUGGAAGCUUAAGUAUGUCAACGUGAGCAACCCUGUGCAAGUACGCUGUAACGCGUGUGAUUACUACACGAACUCUGUGCACAAGCUCCAGCUACACGCUGCCGGCUCGCGACACGACCUCAGUGCGCGCCUUUUCCUUUUCCUGGUGGCUGCCGAGAAUGUGCUCAAAGCGGACGCUCGCUACUACCAAUGCACCGCGUGUGGUUUCCACUCGCGUACACGUAGCGGGCUCAUCGCGCAUGCGCACUCGUUGCGGCAUCUCCAGACGCGAAAGGACGACACAUCGGGAGACGCUUGGAAAGAAAUAUUCCACAUCAAGGAGUUCAUCGGCAAUGAACAUAUCAGCUUCGACGUCGACGUCGAGAACAAAGGUUCGGAAGCAAUGGAAGUGGACCUACCGCCACCAGUAUUAUCUCAGGAAGACCGCGAGUCGGUCAACAGGCCAGGAGGGCCGUCAAGUCCAAGUUCAAUGCUGAAACAAGCCUUGCUCGAAAACGCCGCCAAAGCCGAAGCUGCCGCCAGCACUCAGCGGCCCGAAGCGUUGGAAGACCGAACCACGGAAAGGCGCUCUUGUACUCUGUGCAAUUUCUCCGCCCGUACCGAGGCUCAACUUCAAGCUCAUGUCGUGUCUCAGCAUUCCACACAGCAGCAGUCACAAGAACAGCCUAAGUCGGUGCAAUGUCCGCUCUGCCAGGAGCAGUUCAAGGAACUUCAUAAAAUCGAGUCACAUCUUGUGGAAACUCACAACGUCACGUCUGAAGGAAUGCAACGGCUACUCGCGCUAGUUGAUACAUCAGCAUGGGUUACAACUUCAUCUCCGUCGUCUCACAGAAAGUCACCCGCAAUUGCGAAUACUAAUGUGUCGGGAGCGACAGAAGAUUCAGAUAGCGUAGAUGCAGACGGCCAGAGUAGCGACUGUGAAAGUAAAGAGAGACUAAGUGCAGACGAUAUUUUAAGUACAGAAGAUCUAACCUGCACUGUGUGCGGGAAGAAUUUCAUGACUGUCGAAGAUCUCUUGAGUCAUCAGACUGAUGCAAGCCAUCUAGAGCUUAAACAAACUCCACGGGGUCCGGGUUACCUCUGCUGGAAGAAGGCCUGCAAUCAGUGUUUUAUGACACCUCAAGCUGUACAAGUGCACUUUAAAGAAAUUCAUUCCAAGAGGGUACCCCAGCAGCAAUUACAGCAACAGCUGGCAGUGUCUGAACGACACGUCUACAAGUACAGGUGCAAUCAGUGUAGCUUAGCUUUCAAGACACUCGAAAAACUGCAGCUUCAUUCACAGUACCAUCUCAUCCGAGCUGCAACUCAAUGCGUUUUAUGUGGACGAAGCUUUCGCACGCUAGCGGCUCUCCAAAAGCAUGUUGAAACGUCUCACACCGAUAUGACAGCUGAAGAACUAGAGCAGUAUAAAGCCAGUUUAGUGAAUAACCCUCUCCUGACUAGUGCUGGAGGAGCAGUUCUUGAUCCUCAAACAACAGAACUCCUGAAAAAGGAAAGCAACAGAGACGACGACGGAGCUCUCGACGAGGUUAUGGAUAGUGAGGACGCGGUUACACUGAACGAUAACGACUGUGGUGGUGAUGUAAUGGAUCAAAGUCUUGGUGCUCUGAAUGAGGGCUCAAACUUCAAGGAGCAGUUCUUUGAAGACUACAUCAAUAGCCAAGCUAUUGCAGAAGACAGCUACAACGACCCGACUCGAAAAUACAAGUGUCAUCGCUGCAAGGUAGCAUUCACGCGCCAGAGCUACCUCACCAGCCACAACAAGACGUUGCUGCAUCGAAAAGGAGAGAAGCUCAGCUACCCAAUGGAAAAGUACCUGGAUCCAAACCGCCCUUACAAGUGUGACAUUUGCAAGGAAUCUUUCACACAGAAAAAUAUCUUGCUUGUCCAUUAUAAUUCGGUGUCCCACCUGCACAAGUUAAAGCUAAGUCUAAAAGAGGGAGGUGCAUGCACGACCACGCAAGCGACGACGAGUACCACCAUAACAACGUCUACUGGUACUGGCGGUAUCGGCUGCAGCAAUAACCUGUCAUCUCUUCAAGGGGUGUCCCAGCCACCUUCUCCGACCCAAUCUCAAGGUCACACCCUGUCGCCAACUGCCAAUAACAACAAUAACGAUUCUGAGAAAAAGCCUUUCAAGUGCAACAUUUGUAGAGUUGCGUAUACUCAAGGUUCGACCCUUGAUAUACAUAUGCGGUCAGUUUUGCACCAAACGCGAGCUUCAAAGCUUCAUGAGCUUGCAGUCAGCGGCCAAGUAGACCUCAAUACCCCUUUGAUUGAACGACCUGAAGCUGGCUCUACUGCAGCGGAAAUGUUACAGCCACCACAACAGAAAUGCCUCUCUGAAAUGCCUACCAGCAGACCCACCACGCCCAGCAGCGAGCCAAUCUCACAGUCUGCGGAAAUGUCAUCUCCAGUUGCUGCAACAAAUAGCCUGGCUCCAACUUCGUCGACGUCAACGGCACCUACGGCGGUAUCAACUCAGGAAAACCUAGAAGCAAGCUGUCUUCACCAUGCCUUGAAUCCUGCCUUGCCUCACCUCGGGCAGAAUUCAGUUCUUCUAUCGUCCCAAAUCGCGUCGGCUCAGGGAUUACCAACCUGCAAUCGUUGCAACGCCAUAUUUAUGUCCCAGGAUGCGCUUGUACAGCAUCAGCAACUAUACUGCCUUUUAGGACAGGGUGCAUCAGGACAAGCGUCAACAAUACUUGUCGCUCAGAAGCAUCAACAGCAUGGACAUCUUCAUUCGCACCAGCACGCACAACAGCAACUUCUUUCUGAAGUUCAACUGAGUAAUCCUCAGCUGGCUGCCGUAACAGCAACGCAACAGUUGCUGCGGCUGAGGUCCCCUUACCCACGAACGAAGCCUCCAAUGUAUAAGCACCUUCUCGAGGGAUUUGGAUUUGACGUAGUAAUGCAGUUCAACGAGUUCAAUCAGAAACGAGCAAAGAAAGAUGCGGAACGGCGGGAACAGCAGCAGGUAGCACUGCAACAGACGGAGGGACAUGACGCCUUGCCAUCCCCGAAACUUGAUGCGGUCCAAAUCAAACAAGAAGUUGUAGACUGUGAACUCGAAAAAGAAAAUACAAUGCCCGAAAUCAAUCGAUCGCUUUGUAAUCAUUGUCAGAAAGAGUUCUCGAGCAUUUGGGUGCUGAAGGCUCACCGGGAAGAGGUCCAUCGCGACGUUGUGCCACUUGACUUUGUUUCUAAACUGGCGGACGACUUCAGAACGGAGUACGACAAAAAGAAUGCGUCGCAGGUUCCUCCAGAGGAGGGUAUGCUGGACCUUGCCGGCAGCCAGGCCGUCAGUGGACACGGUGAUCCGUCGCAGGGCACUGCUGUGAGUGUUGCCAAUGCGGCAGGUGUGUGUGCUGCUGUCGUUGGAAGCGGGAACAUGAACACGUCAGGACAGUCGCCGCAGCUCUCAACACCCGCUUCCACUACGCCGCCAGCAUCCUUGAACGUCUCUCAACAACAGGCUCAACAGCAGCAGCAGCAGCAACACCACCACCACCACCAGCAGCAGCAGCAGCAACAACAGCAGCAACAACACCAACAACAGCAACAGCAACAACAUCAACAGCAGCAGCAGCAACAGCAGCAACAACAGCAGCAGUCCGCAUCUGAUGCAUCUGCCGUGACGGCCAACCAGAUGGCUGCCCAGCUCCAGUUCAACCAGCUGCUUAUGAGCAUGGGUCUCGGUAUGGGUCUUCCCAUGGGCAUGAACAUGCCGUUCGCCGCAGCUAUGAAUAUGCACCCGCCUCUGAUUCCCGUCGUGAUGCCACCCCACAUGGACCCCCUCAUGGCGUCCGCCUUCAACCACCCCAUGAUGCCUGGCGGCAUCGAUCCCAGCUUCUUUGCGGCACAGCAAAAGCUUCUACAGCAGCAACACCAACAGUUGGCUCAGGCACAACAAGCCCAGCAGCAGAAGAGAGCGCGGACGCGAAUCAGCGACGAGCAACUCCGCAUCCUAAGGGCAUACUUCGACAUCAACAACUCCCCGACAGAAGAACAGCUGAUGGAAAUGUCCGAGAAGUCCGGGCUGCCGCUCAAGGUCAUCAAGCACUGGUUCCGCAAUACCCUCUUCAAGGAACGCCAGCGAAACAAGGAUUCGCCGUACAACUUUAACAACCCUCCGUCUACCUAUCUCAAUCUUGAAGAGUAUGAGAAGACUGGCGAAGCUAAGGUCAUACCUCUGUCUGAAAAGAACAAUAACUCCGAUGACAACAACAGUGGGACUAAAGUAUCUGCUCCAGCAACAAACAAGGAGACGUUAUCCGGCGAACCUAUCAUAAAGAAGGAGGGCAAGGAAGAAGGCCGAGUAGAAGCAACAAACACAGACACCCAGGAUAGCGUCGCGUCUUCGAGUACAACACAGAAUGGGGAAAGUGGUGUAGUCACACCAAAACUCGAAGUCCCCAACAUCAACGCCUCGCAUCAGAACAGCAAAUCGGAUUUCUUGACCUCGCUCACAUCCCGGCUGUCUGUGGACACACCUCUGGACCUGGGAUCUCCGGUUCCUCACGGCUUCCUCCUCAGUACACCACCACCAAUGCUUGAGAGGGCGUCCAGCACGACACCCACGCCCACGACUUCUGCCAACUCGACGGGCUCCUCCGGUAAGCGGGCCAACCGGACCAGGUUCACAGACUACCAGAUAAAGGUACUUCAAGAGUUUUUCGAGACCAACGCCUACCCCAAAGACGACGAUCUCGAGUACUUGUCCAAGCUUUUGAACUUGAGUCCGCGCGUCAUUGUCGUCUGGUUUCAAAAUGCACGCCAAAAGGCCCGCAAAGUGUACGAGAACCAACCUCCUGCAGCACCGGACGACGAUGGCUCGGGUAGGUUCCAGAGGACUCCGGGGCUAAACUACCAGUGCAAGAAAUGUCUUCAAGUGUUCCAGCGCUACUAUGAGCUUAUCAAACACCAGAAGACAUCCUGUUUCAAAGACGAAAAUCCCCUAGCGGUCCAACUGAAGGCAGCAGCUGCCACCAGUGGUGGAAGUAGUGGUGAGGACCGCGGUAUGUCGUGCCUUUCGAACCCCGCCUCCCCGAGGACUCCGGAGCCUGCUACGAAGAGCCCUCAGAACGGGUCUUACCGGUGUGAUAAGUGCAGCCUCGUAUUUCCGCGUUUCGAUUUGUGGCGUGAGCACCAGAUAGUGCACAUAAUGAACCCUAAUUUGUUUCCCAAUUACCCUCCGAACUCAUCUUUCGGUAUUCUGCAGUACGAGGGUCAACAGCAGCAGCAUCAACAGCAACUGCAAGAUCAGCAACAGCAAACUGCUCAGCAACAGCAGCAGCAACAGCAGCAACAACAGUCCUGGAAGCGCAAGCUUGAGGAUGAUCAGCUACAACUUCAAGCGCAAAUGGACGGCAAGGAUAUGAGUACGGAUCCUCCACGUGACAAGAGGUUGCGGACUACCAUCCUUCCGGAGCAGUUGGACUAUUUGUAUCAAAAAUAUCAAAUGGAAAGCAAUCCCAGUCGCAAAAUGCUGGAGAAUAUCGCUCGAGACGUGGGCCUCAAGAAGCGCGUGGUACAGGUGUGGUUCCAAAACACGCGUGCGCGGGAGCGUAAAGGCCAGUUCAGAGCACACCAGCAGGUGAUACACAAACGAUGUCCCUUCUGUAGGGCCCUGUUCAAAGCGAGGUCUGCGCUCGAGUCCCAUUUGGCGACCCGACACGCUGACCUCUACAGUAAAGGUGAGCUCAACAUUGACUCGUUCCCCGACGGAGACGCGGACUCGAAUCCAGGCACACCGACCAGCAGCGCUUCCGAGGAGAGCAAGGCCAUCUCGCCCUCCGCAGGUACAGAUCUGGUACAUAGCACCAUGAAGAAGUACUACGAGGAUUCGCUUCGAAAAUACCUGGACGAAAUCGCGGGUGCCCCGACGGACCUUACUGUCAAGCCCAAGGCUGUAAAGGGAGAAGGCGGUGAGGCCCCCCUUGACCUGAGUAAGCCCCUGCGCAUGGACUCGGAUAGGUCUGGCGACCACCUCUCGGUCAGCGAGAAGAGCAUGGACCUCCGUAUGGGCAUCUCUGACGACGCUCGUUCUGAGACCCAUUCCGAGUCCACAGACAACAUGGACUGCGACGAUUCCAUCUUUGAGUCUAACCCAACGUCGCCCAUGGGACUUCACGGUGGAGGGCAGCAAUCGUCGCGAUCAGUCUCGGGCUCCGGAAAGAGGUUCCGCACCCAAAUGACGACCGUCCAGCUCAAGGUCAUGAAAUCUAUUUUUGCCGACUACAAGACGCCCUCCAUGGCGGAAUGCGAAAUGUUGGGUCGAGAAAUAGGACUACCUAAGCGGGUCGUCCAGGUGUGGUUCCAGAACGCCCGUGCCAAGGAGAAAAAGUCAAAGCUAGCGUUCGCCAAAACCUUCGGCCAGGAAAUGGAGCCGCCCAAGCCUCCCGAAGAGUGUGCUCUUUGCGGUGUCAAGUACAACCACCAGUUCAGUAACACCUCGAUGCAGGACCACCUGUUCUCCAAGCGGCAUAUUGAUGCCUUGCGCAACCACAUCGACACUAUUAAGAAGAUGACGGACGACAGCAGCUCAGAGCGUAGCAGCGACCAUGACAAAGUGCCGAGUCUAGUUCAGCAACUUCAGAUGCUGGGCCAAGGGUUGCCUCCCAGCUUUGCUCUACCGUCGAGUUCGCCCAAGGACAGCCCGAAGGACGACUCCUCUACCAAAAAGCCCGACGAAUCAUCGCAGAAGAAGGAGGAGGCGCCCAAUGACGCCCUAAUGCCCUACCUUUAUGCUGGACUGCCUGGUUAUUAUCCCGGAGUAUCCGGUGCUGCCUUCAUCCACUCUACACUGUUCUCAGCUGCCAACAGCACUCCACCGCCACCGUCCUUCUACGAGGCUGCUGCGGGGAGCGUCUACGGAGGCACGCCACUUACGCUACUGCCACUGCCGUCGAGCUGCAUCCCGGACGUGAGCGCCAAAGUAGCCCUGCCGGCGGCGGCCGUCGCUCGCAUCUCUCCCGAGCCGGGCACCGGAACCCGCGACGACCUCCGCCGGCUUGUCAGCGAGGCGGACCUACUCCUUGCGUCUGAAGUGGACGUCGACGUAGGUUUUGUCUGCAAGAAAUGUCAGCUGGUAUUCCCUAGUGAAUCUCUGGUGUCAGCUCACCAGCGCGCUGGUUGCUUUGCGGCGGGCAAGCCACCGAACGUGGGAGCCGACUUCAAGCCCUUCCUGCGACUGGUGCAGCGUGCCUGGGAAUGCCGACGCUGCAGAGACCGACAUCCAACCGCUCGGGAAUUCAAGUUUCACUGUGAGUCCGAGCAUCACAAGGCAAAGGCUGACACCAUUAAUAACAAUUAGGAAGGAAUGGAUGUCAUCAUAGGAUGUAGACUUUCAUGUUUCCCAAAGUAUAUGUGUUACGGACGGCUGCCAGUCUUCUUCCUAUUGGGUUGCCAGGGUGGUGUGCUGUGUAUGUGUAAAACUUUCUAUAAAAAAAAACCUGCAGAAGACGCGGUAAACGGGUAAACAUAUUUGUUUUACUGUGCUGUGGUAUCUGUGUGAAACAGUUUGGACCUGUGCCGGAAGUGUAUUCCUUGGUGACCAUCAGGGAAAAGUACCGAUAUAGCUCAGGGGUGUAGAUUAAACCCAGCUCGAAGAUGCGCUUUUUUCAAUGGGCGUUGCUAUCAACCGACUACCUCCAAUAUUUUCGGUCCAUUUUGAUCGAGCAUUAGUGACGGAGGCUCAGAACGUCACUGGGGUGUUUUCUUUUGUACAAUGCAUGUACGUGUAAGUAAAUGUUUUAGGUGUGUAUAAAGCGAAACAAGGAAAUGGCUGUGUUGGUUCGGAUCUCUUGCAAUAACUCUUUCUCGAUAAGUAGUUGCUAGGUCAAUCCUAGCUUGCCUUUCGUGCAGGCGUAGGUCGCUGCCGCCUGAACGGGGAUGCGAUCACAUGGUUCCUAUCUAUUACAUUAUUCAAGUUAUAAACCGCAUUUCAAAAGUGUUUCCUUUCGUUACAAAUUGUGUAUGUCCCACGAGUUGGUUCAAGUGGUACACCGUGGGGGUUUUGCAUUUGGUUCGUUGGAAAGGGGCUGUCUAUGUGUACGUAUGUCGACGUGGCUGCGCACAUGCACAGACGGGCGCCUUUCGUUCCCAUUGUGUCUUUUAGUGUGAAUGGGACGCGCAAACCAAAACAAAAUAUAUAGUAUAUACAAAUAUAUAUACAAGCACAGUUACUGUGCUGACAACAGUUCCUAACACAAACAAAAAAUGACGUCUUUGUAUGUCCAGAUAUUGUGAUUAUGUUCGAUGCGAGCAGAGUGUGAUUUCCUGUUGUUGCUGAACUGAUGAUGGGUUUGUUUAUACCUGUCGCGUUAUAACCUGGGAUAGACUAAUGGAACAUCAAUAACUGUUUUGUAAAAAAAAAUGUCGAAAACUUAUCCUCUGCCAUCUUGUGUGUGAGUGUGUGUAUGUAUGAACAAAAAUGUUAGUGUGCUGAAAACACGCUGUCGUUUCAUCUCUGCUUUAUGGUCAAGGUAGUGUUCAAAAGUCCAUCAGUCAUUCUGGUGCAAUUGCGGAGAGGGAUCCUAUACUAUUGUAUUCACUUCUGGACAUGUAUUACAGUUUCUUUGUUGCACGCACUGAGGAAUCCUAUGCUGCUGUGAAAGUUCCUACCGGGUUUGGAAAGCCAACUGAGCUUGCAGGAAAACUGAAAGUAACGAAAAAGGAAAUUGAAACAACUAUCUUUAGCCAUGGUGCUUCCAUAGUAUGAAAAGCGAAACCAUCUUACCUGAGUUACCUUGUGCACAAUUCACUUCACUAUAUAUAUAUACCCUUGACACUUAGUUUUGGGCGUCGUUACGUAGUUUUAACAAGUAUUGAGCAGACAUAUUCGUGAAUGUGUUGCUGAGCCAAAAUAACCCUGCAAACUCGUAUUUUCCACCGGAAACCGUCUCAAAAUAUUUAGCAGUGGGUCCUUAGGCGCUUUAGUGAUUAUAAAUAUGUUUACCUUAGCUAUUUCCCAAUAGAGGUAAUUACUUAUGCUCUUCGCUAUCACUGAUCUUUGUGUUGUUCACUGUAUGCGCAAACAAAGACAGUUUCUAACGCGUUGAGAAUGCUGAGUAGUGGAUUCGUGAUCCCCCGUUUGAAUUACCAAUCAUUGAUAUAGAAAAAAAUAUUGAUAGUUGAAGCAAUAACUGCAUCGUAAAAUCCACACAAUACACCUUCUGCUAACAGGGACGAGCAUACACAUAAACAGUUUCCCAAUUACUCUUGUUUGCUCUAAAGAGGCGUGAUAUUAGAACACAGUGAGUAAUCUAAAAGCGCUUUGUAAUCCCAAAAGAAAAUGGUUUCGCCGUAUGAAACGUAGGAUGACGCCACUUUUGGAAUGUCUGUCAAAAGAAAUACGUCGUCGUGAUAGAUCCCUCUAGACGUAACUGUGUUUUACCCAAAUAAAAACGUCUUACCUCCCCUUAAAAUGCAGAAGUAUUUAAAUAUGUCCCGCGUUCCCGUUGGUUUUUUGCAAUGCUCUAGGUGGCACAGCCUCUUGUUCCACAACAUAUUACGUGCAAUCAAGAACCAAGUGGUUUGCCCAGCGUCGUUUUUUCGUUCUUGCUCUCUUUUGUUUAGGCAGUAUCAGGAAGAGGAAUGUCAGCCGGUGGCAGCAGGUAUCCUUGUUUCAGACCUUGGGCUGUUGGCCCAUCUGACGUACGGGUUACUACUGGAUGCACGCCUUUCUGUGCAGUCCGUUAUCGACCUCAGGCACAUUGAACAUACAUGAAUGUCACACACAAACACGAACAAAUUCUAAAUUCACAGCUUCACUAUUUUUGAGACGGGCCACCCGACCAACGCCAAGAGACCAAGUGUAAAUACGACAGCAACAUUCAUCCGACUUAUAUACGUAUUAAGGGCUCGUUGGCUCAGGGCUCCCGUUGGUUCCUGACGUUUGUUUGUCCGGGCACACCUCAAGAGCCGCAGUUGAGUUUAGCUCAUACGAUUAUCGGGAAGCACCCGAAGUCUCCGCCCGUUCUUUGGGUAGCUGCCCAGAACGCAAGUGUUUCUACUACCUCAAACCUAAGAUAAAAAUAGUAUCUUCAAGUUCCUAUAUGCAUGUGCAUACAAUACGUAUGCAUAUGUUUUACGUAUAGAUGUGUGUAUACAUACAUGCAUGAAUGUACGUGCCUGUAUAUAUAUAUACAAAUAUACACACAUGCUGGGUGCAUAUAUCCUGUAGGAUGAGGUUGACCAGUGUUUAUAACGAAUGGCUGUGGAUGGACGUUUUUAUAUUUUGUUUUCGGAAACAACGUAGUGUGCUGUCACGUAUUUUUCACUCAUGUGCUCUUCCGUUCAGUCUAUUACUGUAGUCAGGGCUGGAAGGAACGCUUUGUUUACAGUUCAUCUUAACACUGCAAUGUUUACUGUACAUACUGAAUUUUGUGGCGAGCCAAUCACAUCUCGAGUGUCCGAUACUAGGAGCUACAUCCAUCUGCAACCGCUCCGGCGACAAAUAUAUUUGUUCCAAAUGUCACUAAGGAACCUUUCUUGCAUCCCGGUACCAUUGUUGCGUUGGGUGUCCUGUUGUUGGUUAACCUUUGUUAAACCUAUUGCCUCUGUUUGCGUCAGCUGCCUAUAGUUUCGGUAUUCUAGAUUGCGUGCAAAUGCAUCCGGUCAGUGUGAUUUUCAUUCAUGUGUUUCGGUGGUAUUGCAGUACCAAAAUUGUCAUUCGUUCCGUUUCAUGCAUUUUGACUGCCUUCUUUGUUCAAAACACGAACUGGCCAAUGGUUUUCUGAAAUACGUAAUCGCUGCAAGUCUAUUUUUGGUAUGUCACUUAGACGAUGUAAUAAGAACAAUAAUAUUGACGGUAACAGUAAAGAUGCUGACGAUGACAAAACGGUUCUAGGUUUUUACAUCACAGCUCAUGUAGUUGGCUUGAAGUUCUGAAAUAAAAUGUCUUACGUGAAAAAGAAAAAAAAAAGAGAAAGAA